Coprinopsis cinerea okayama7#130 is the source of this 375-nucleotide messenger RNA. RefSeq lists its product as hypothetical. Bases 1 to 375 code for a protein of 124 amino acids. Gene Ontology annotation, molecular function: phenylpyruvate tautomerase activity. The record is from RefSeq and is a predicted model, not a curated record. NCBI's taxonomy places the organism in Eukaryota, Fungi, Basidiomycota, Agaricomycetes, Agaricales, Psathyrellaceae. The transcript has 5 exons.
AUGCCGUCCCUCGACCUCACCACCAACGUCAAGAUCGAAGAUGAGAAGGCGUUCGCGCUCGAGUUCUCCAAGGCGAGUGAGAUGAAUAUGCCUUGGAGCAUCCUGGGUAAACCUGAGAAAUACAUCUCCGUCAAUGUCAAAUACAACCCAGCCCUCACGUUUGCUGGAUCAUUCGACCCCGCGUUCCUGCUCACCAUCGUGAGCUUGGACAACAUCAAGCCUGAUCUGAAUGAGAAAUACAGCGCGGAGCUGUUCGCGUUCUUCAAGGAGAAACUCGGCGUUCCAGGAGAUAGGGGCUACGUUGUCUUCAACGAUCCAGGCAGGGCCUACAUUGGUCACCAAGGAACGACCUUCGCUGCCAUCUUCGGCAAGUAA